GGCUCCCGCUGGCGGGAAACGCGACCCAACGGUCACACACAGAAAGAGAGAGAGCUCUGUCAUGAACUCGAUCGUCUCUCUUUACUGUUCUUCCUUUCCGUGCUUCUUCCCGUUCUCGAUUUCUUCCGUCCGAUCUCGAGUCUAGGGCUUCCGACGGAGCCCUAGUUCGGAUUUAUCCCCAAAUCCGUUCUGGGGAGGUUGAAUCGAUCGACGGAAAGAUGGGAUCGGCGACGGCGAUCGAUUUGAGCCUCACGAAAGUGGAUAAAACUACCAAAUCCGGCAGCUGCGGUCGCCAGAGUUCUACGCGUUCAGGAGGGAAGAAGAAGUCCUCGAAGACGUCGCGGAUUUCUGGCAGUAAGCGGACGUCUGAGGCGGCUUCGUUGGAGACGGUUCUUCCCCGGAAGACGCCUAGCCGGGCCGCGGCCAUCGCUUCGCUGCAGAACCUCAAGGAGAAAUCCAUCCGGUUGCCGGAGAAGCCCGACCUUAUCGUCGCCAAGACGGACCGGGUAGUUGAGGAUGAAGUUACUGCCUUAAGGUUGACGGUUGAUGGACCUGAGGAUGAUUCCGGCCUUCCCCAGAGGGGCCUAUUUGAUUUCAUCAUCCAUGACGAGGAUGGAGUUGCUCAGCCAUUGGAGAUGCUCGAAGUGCAGGAUCUCUUCGUUUCUAGUCUCGUCCUCCCACAAGGCAAGGGGUCUGCCGAUCGAUCUUUGGGGGUCAUGUGCGAGGGUUUUGGGCGGAUAGAGAUGUGGUCAAUAUCUGGAUUUGAGACGGGAUCACCAACCGUCUGGGUCGGCACCGAGGUUGCUGAGUACUCAUGCCUCAAGCCGGCAGGCCUUUACAAGAGGAAUUUCGACUUGUUCUUUGACAAGGCCUUGCUGUGUGUUGAAGUGUUCAAGAAGCUCUCGAAGUCAUUUGGAGGAGAUCCAAGUAUAGGGUUGGAGGAAUUGAUUGCCGGCACCAUCCGGUCGUUGACGGUGAACAAGAGUUUCUCUGGUGGGAACCCAACAAGGGAGUUCAUCGUUUCCCAGGGGGAGUUUGUGUUCAAUCAAUUAGCGGGACUCGACGAAGAUGAGUCUAUGAUUAUGGCAACUAUCCAAAAUGGCCGUUUCUCAGAGAUGCCUGCAUUGAUUGCAUUGCGAGACGAGUGCAGGCAACUUGGAUUUUCGUCAUUUAGACCUGCAGGGAGCAUAAAAAUUAGUGAAAAUUCCACUGGUGGUUCAGUUGAUGAGGAGAUGGACGAGAGUGAGAAAAUGGCUAGGUUACUGCAUGAAGAGGAGCUAUGGAAGGCGAUGAGGCACAAAAAUGUGAAAUGUCGUGGUCGUUCUAGAAAGAACGAGUACUAUAUAAAGAUCAACGAAUCUGAGAUAGCUGCGGAUUAUCCACUGCCUGCAUUUUACAAAGCGUCCGCGGACGAGACUGAUGAGUAUCUGUUCUUUGAGGAUGAUGUUUACAUGUUCACUCCUGAUAUGCUCCCUCGGCGGACUUUACAUGAUUGGGCUCUUUACAAUUCCGACUCAAGAUUGGUUCCACUGGAGGUUUUGCCCAUGCAGCAAGGAACUGAAUCUGAUGUGCUUAUUUUUGGCUCUGGUUACAUGCUAGAUGAUGAUGGAAAUGGGUUCUGUGACUAUGAAGGAAGUGGUACUGGAGGAUCAGAUGCAGGUAGCGUGAAGGGGAUUCCCGUUUAUCUCAGUGCUAUCAAGGAAUGGAUGAUUGAAUUUGGUGGGUCAAUGCUAUUUGUAUCAAUCAGGACCGAUGGUGCAUGGUAUCGACUAGGGAAGCCAUCAAAGCAGUACGCUCCAUGGUUCCAACCUGUUGUCAAGAUUGCCAGGGUUGCCAUCUCCAUUAUCAAAAUGCUAAAGAAUGAAAGCCGGGUAUCCCGCCUUUCCUUUUCUGAUGUUGUCAAGAAAGUUGCUGAGUUGGACAAGUCUGAUCCUGCUUUCGUUUUAAGCAGUCCACAAGCAGUCGAGAGAUUCGUGGUUGUGCAUGGACAAGUAAUCCUUCAACAAUUUGCUGAAUUUCCUGAUGAGACGAUUAGAAAAAGUGCAUUCAUCAAUGGUCUCUUGACAAAGAUGGAGCAGAUGCGCCACACCAAGCUGGCGAUGAAGAAGGUGACAUUGAAGAGGGAAGCUAAUCAGAAUCCUGUUGCUGGGUUGAAGCUGGACAGCGUCAGACGGAAGACAAUGCAGGCAACUACGACAAAGUUGAUCAAUCGGAUUUGGGGUGAAUAUUAUUCAAAUUACAUGCCUGAGGAGGACGCCCAGAAAGGUGCAGCAGUGGAUGAAGCGAAGCCAGGGGAGGAGGAGGAAAUGGAAGAAAACGAGGAUGAUGAGGAUGAAGAGGAGAUAGCUGAUCUGGCGCCAAAAGCAUGUCUGAAGCCUUCUCCUUCAUUAAAGUCAUCAAGAACCAAGUCCAGAGCUAGUUUGGCCGAGUGGAAGGGAGUCUCAGUUGGAAAUCUGAAAUCCGGCGAAUCACUUUAUCGUGAGGCAAUCGUUCGUGGGAUUGCCAUUGCUGCUGGUGGUGCUCUGCUGGGGGGAAUUGAUGACAGGUUGCUUAUAGUGUUUAUUGAGUACAUGUUUGAGAAAGCCAAUGGCUUGAAGAUGAUACAUGGCAGGCUUCUGCAGAGAGGCUCUGAAACUGUGCUUGGUAAUGCAGCAAAUGGAAGAGAGCUGUUCUUGACAAAUGAAUGUGUAGACAUAGAACUUGAAGAUGUGAAGGAGACAGUAGUGGUGGAACUUCGACGAAGACCUUGGGGGCAUGAACACCGAAGGGAGAAUGCUGAUGCAGAUAGACUUGACAGGUUGAGAGCAGAAGAGAGAGAAAAGAAGGGCUUGCCUACAGAAUAUUACUGCAGGAGCCUCUAUGCACCAGAUAGAGGUGCUUUCUUCUGUGUGCCUUAUGAUACAAUGGGAUUAGGGAAUGGUUCUUGCUAUGCUUGCAGUUUCAGAGAGGCUUGUGUUGAAGACUUCAGCAUACUUGCUGGAAAGUCAGGUUUUCUUCACAAGGGAGUGCGAUACUCAGUCAAUGAUUUUCUGUAUGUAAAUCCACAAGAAUUUUCAGCAGAGGCAGAGUUGGACCAGGAGAAGUUUAAGGCAGGUAGGAAUGUUGGUCUGAGAGCAUAUGUGGUUUGCCAGUUCUUGGGGAUAGAAGUCUGCAGUGGGUCGAAGCAUGCCGAUGCAAAGUCUACAAAGAUCAAAGUUCGGAGAUUUUUCAGGCCAGAAGAUGUUGGGCAGGAGAAAGCAUAUGUUGCAGAUAUCAGAGAAGUUUACUAUAGCAAUGAGACACGAACCAUCCCAGCAGAGAGUGUUGAGGGGAAAUGUGAGGUCAGAAAGCAGCAUAGUCUCCCUGAUACGCAUGCUCCUGCCAUCUUUGACCAUGUAUUCUUUUGCCACUGUAUCUAUGAUCGUGCCAAUGGCUCGCUCAAGCAGUUGCCUGCCUCUGUGCGGUUUGAGUCCUCUAAGGCCAAGGCGAAAGACAAAGGAAAAGGCAUUCAGGGAGAAGAAGAAAGACAGGCAAGUGGCAAAGAUGUAGAGGGAGAUAUUGAAACAUCAGAAAGGUUGGCUACCCUUGAUAUUUUUGCUGGCUGUGGUGGUCUGUCUGAGGGGUUGCAGCAGUCAGGGGUUUCAUUAACUAAGUGGGCUAUUGAGUAUGAUGAUGCUGCUGCUGAAGCAUUCAAGCUUAACCACAGAGAAGCACAAGUUUUCAACAAAAACUGCAAUGGGAUACUGAGGGCAAUAAUGGAAAGGUGUGGUGAUAAAGAUGACUGCGUUUCUACUCCUGACGCAGCUGACCUUGCAGCCAAACUGAGUGAGGAACAGAAGGAAAACCUGCCUCUUCCUGGUCAAGUGGGCUUCAUUAAUGGUGGCCCUCCUUGUCAGGGCUUCUCUGGAAUGAAUCGUUUCAAUCAAAGCACCUGGAGUAAGGUCCAAUGUGAAAUGAUCUUGGCAUUCCUCUCCUUUGCUGAUUACUUCCGGCCAAGGUUCUUUUUGCUGGAGAAUGUAAGAAACUUCGUUUCUUUCAACAAGGGGCAGACGUUCAGAUUAACAUUAGCCUCACUUUUGGAGAUGGGCUAUCAGGUAAGAUUUGGUAUCCUGGAGGCUGGUACGUAUGGUGUUGCUCAGUCUCGUAAACGUGCAUUCAUUUGGGCAGCUUCUCCAAAAGAGACAUUACCAGAAUGGCCUGAACCUAUGCAUGUAUUUUCAAGUGCUCAACUGAAAAUAACACUUACUGAAGGCUCGUACUAUGCUGCUGUGAAAAGUACAGCAGGUGGGGCACCUUUAAGAUCCAUAACUGUAAAGGACACAAUUGGAGAUCUACCUCCUGUUUCAAAUGGAGCAAGCGAUCAGAAGAUUAUGUAUGGAAAUGCUCCAGUUUCAUGGUUCCAGAAACAAGUACGCGGUGAAAUGACUACUCUGGUUGAUCACAUAUCAAAGGAGAUGAAUGAAUUAAACUUGAUUCGAUGCCAAAGGAUUCCAAAGCGACCUGGUGCUGACUGGCAUGAUUUGCCUGAUGAAAAGGUAAAAUUGUCUUCAGGGCAAUUGGCUGAUCUUAUCCCAUGGUGUCUCCCUCAUACAGCUAAAAGGCAUAACCAGUGGAAGGGACUGUAUGGAAGAUUAGAUUGGGAGGGUAACUUCCCAACUUCCAUUACUGAUCCCCAGCCUAUGGGAAAAGUGGGCAUGUGUUUCCAUCCAGAACAAGACAGAAUACUAACUGUCCGUGAAUGUGCCAGGUCGCAGGGUUUCUUGGAUAAAUAUGUUUUCUGGGGAACUGUCCAAAACAAGCAUAGGCAGAUUGGUAAUGCAGUACCACCUCCACUGGCAUAUGCACUUGGUCGAAAGCUGAAGGAAGUGGUGGAUAGAAGGCACUGAAGAUCCAAGUGCUUAUAUGUAAAUUUUUCACAAAAUUAAAUGUAAUUUGACAAUUGAACUUAUCAAUUGUACUUAUUCUCCAACUAAAUUGUGCAUAUGAAGCUUUUCUUUUCCUUCA
Molecule: messenger RNA, 4983 nt
Organism: Nymphaea colorata (pocket water lily)
Lineage: Eukaryota; Viridiplantae; Streptophyta; Magnoliopsida; Nymphaeales; Nymphaeaceae
Product: DNA (cytosine-5)-methyltransferase 1B-like
Exons: 11
Coding region: 219-4865 (1548 amino acids)
Cellular component (GO): nucleus
Molecular function (GO): chromatin binding; DNA (cytosine-5-)-methyltransferase activity
Source: RefSeq, a predicted model, not a curated record